AUGGCUGCACGCACGAAAGAGUUGCACAAGUUCUUCAACGAAAUCAAGAGCCAUGGCACUACGGAACUAUUCCUCGACAAUGCCCGCCGUGUGAGCGCCCCCCUUGCCGCCCGGCUGCUGAAGCAAAUGGGCCUCGGCGAGCAUACCAGCACACCCUUUAAGCUCUUCGAGAACGCCUGUGGGGUGGGCGUUGUCGCGCCCCUUUUGCAGCAACUUAUCAAGCCCGACGUACUGAAGUCGAGCAGUAUCCUGUGCGGAGACUUCUCGGAGCAGGUGGUCGAAGUGGCACGCCAAAGGAACGAGAGCGAGGGCUGGGUGAAUACCGAGGUUAGGAAGAUUGACGGCCAGAGAACUGGGCUGGAUGAUGGCGCCUUCACCCAUGUCGCGACCAGCAUCGGCUUCCACGUCAUUCCCGACUCUGAGGCUGCUUUGAACGAGGCAAUCCGCAUCCUCCAGCCGGGCGGUAUCCUCGGCCUCACCACCUGGCACAGGGAGGCCGGCUGGGUGACCGAAAUCAAAGAGGCCGUCAAGGAGUUCCCUUUUGAGGCUCCGAUCGACGUGCCGAUGCAAACCACCGCCUGGGGCAACUGGUCGGAUGUGAACUGGCUCCGUAAGACGCUCGAAGAGAAGGGUUUACAGGAUGUGAAAGUGGACGUCUACGCUUUCCUUAGCCGCUGCGACGGCCCGGAUCAUUUCAUUCAGCAGUUCGGAUCGUUGCUGGAUGCGCUCUUGAUGGGCUCUUGGCCCGAGGAAGUACGCCAGGCGCACCCGAAGGAGGAAGUGCUCCAGCUGAUCAAGGAGCACGUCACAAAAAAGUACGGAGGUCAGGGGUGGGACCUGAGCUGGGUUGCUGCGGUUGCAACCGGCAGGGUACCGUAUCCAUAA
Molecule: messenger RNA, 885 nt
Organism: Thermothelomyces thermophilus ATCC 42464
Lineage: Eukaryota; Fungi; Ascomycota; Sordariomycetes; Sordariales; Chaetomiaceae
Product: methyltransferase-like protein
Exons: 3
Coding region: 1-885 (294 amino acids)
Molecular function (GO): S-adenosylmethionine-dependent methyltransferase activity
Source: RefSeq, a predicted model, not a curated record